AUGACUGAUACUCCUGAAGCUGUUCCAAAUUUUGAAGAGAUGUUUGCCAGUAGAUUCACAAACGAUGACAAAGAAUACCAGGAGUACCUGACACGCCCUCCUGCAACCCCUCCAAUUGUCGAGGACUGGAAUAGCAGAGCUGGUGGGAGCCAAAGAAAUCGAGGCAACUGGUUGCAAGAUAACAGACAGUUUAGAGGCAGGGACAGCAGACGGGGGUGGCCAAGCGACAAUCGAUCCAAUCAAUGGCAUGGACGACCCUGGGGUAACAAUUACCAGCAGCACAGACAAGAACCUUACCACCCUCACCAGUAUGGAAACUACGGUUACAACCAACGGCCUCCCUAUGGCUAUUACUGAUAGAAAUGUCCGCAGCUUUUAGUAAAACUGUUUCCUUUGUUAACAAGACAAACAUUUGCGUGUAUUUUCUGUUGGUCAUCAUUUGCAUCUGAUUUUAGAAAAUGAAUUAAUUUUUUGGAACUUGAGACAUUUUUAAUAAAAUAAGAUCUUUCUGGAGCGAUGUGAUGGUUGCUGGGAAUAAACACUUCCCUAAAAAAGUUGUGGAUAUUACUUAACUUCUACCUCAGACUCUUCGUUUCAUGACUUAAUAGUACUUUGAACUUGGUAUAUCUUUUCCUUGUUUGACCUUCAGUUCUGUCUUUGUUUUACACAGAAAUAAAACAGGAAUUUUAAAAUAGAAAAUGCUUGCUUUUACUUUGUAAUAUAAGGAAGUAUCCAUGUACUUGGAUGUGCUCAUUCCUAAAAUUUUGAGAGACUGGUAAAAUGAACUAGUGAAUGCACAGCUAUCCUUCGUCGUAAUGUGUUGUACAUUAACUUCAGAAGUUGGAAGGUAAAGCAACUGUAGUUGUAUUUCUUUUUGGGGUCUUGUUAUGUGACUAUGGUACUUUCUAAUUACUCUUUAGGUAUGAGCUCCCCAAUCAUUUUGGUCUCUUUUUAUUUUUAAUCUUCACCUGAGGAGUAAGGAUAUUUUUUCCAUUGAGUCUAGAGAGUGGUAGGGAAGGGGGAGGAAGAGAGAGGCGAUUGGUUGCCUCCUGCACUCCCCCAACUGGGGACAGGGAUUGGACUUCCAACCCAGGUAGGUGCCCUUGACUGGGAAUCAAACCAGCGACCCUGUGUGUGCAGGCCAGUGCUCUAAUCAUUGAGCAACGCCUGCCAGGGCUUGGUCUUUUUAAAGGAAUAUCAAGAAUAAAACUGCAAAAUGAGGAAGGAAUCAUUCUCAGUUUUAGUGUCUUGAUCUAAUGAUCUAGGGUGGGAUUAAGGCACAAUCAUUUUAUACAAACUCUAAACCUAGUAGGUAAAAAUUUAUACAUUAUAUAAAAGUGUGACAAAAACCUCUGUAAUAUUCCCCUUCCUCUUCAAUCUUGUGUAAAAUAAGGUUGCAUUAUUUGACUUUACUUACUUUUAUGGUACUUAAUGUAGGUUGAUUUUACAAUGUUAUAAUCAUUUUCAAAUGUGCACCUUUCUGCAUUCUCUUCUAUAAACACUGUGAUGCUGUAACGUCCUUUCAGGGUGAUCAUUAUAUUUCAAAUAAUUGUAAUGGCCGUUACGUGGUUUUAUUUAAAUAAAAUACUUAGAUUAAUCAAUUUCUGUUUUGGCAGCUAGCCUA
Molecule: messenger RNA, 1624 nt
Organism: Myotis daubentonii (Daubenton's bat)
Lineage: Eukaryota; Metazoa; Chordata; Mammalia; Chiroptera; Vespertilionidae
Gene: RAMAC
Product: RNA guanine-7 methyltransferase activating subunit
Biological process (GO): RNA 5'-cap (guanine-N7)-methylation
Cellular component (GO): mRNA capping enzyme complex
Molecular function (GO): RNA binding
Source: RefSeq, a predicted model, not a curated record